AUGAAAAAUCAAUGUAUAGCAAUUAUAUUUGCAAUAUUAAUAUCACUGUCUCUACAAGAGAAGUGUGGACCAGUAAAAAGUGAUGGAUAUACAAUACCUCAUGGGGAUAUAGUAAUCGAACAUGGAAAUUCCUUAAACAUAACUUGUUAUUAUAAAAAACCUCUUAAAGGGGAUGAAAUACUUACUUUUAAAAGAGGAACUGACGACCUUACCAGUCUGGUGAGAAAAAUAAAUGAAACAAGCAUAGAAUUGUAUAUAGAGAGGGUAGAAAAGCAGGACUCAAAUUUCAUUUGCAACUUAAAAAACGGUACAGAUGAUAAGGAACAAUUUGUUUGCAUGAAUUCGGUUAUGGUGGGUUGCGCCCCUGAAAACAUAACCGAUUUCGAAUGCACCAGCUACAAUUUGGAUGCGUUAAACUGCUCGUGGACUGUCUCACAAACCUACGUCAAAACUAACGAAACUGUGAGGCUUAUUUACCCUAGAGGGCAAUACGAGUUUAAUGGCAUCAAAGAAAGGGGGCAGAGGAGAAUCAUGAUCCUCGAUCAAAACACAAAUCCUCAGUACAGGAGAUCGAACUCGAUCUUCGCCAUCGGCGUUCAUAUGGAGAACAUUUUCGGCAACAUAACCAACAAUUUCACCGUCGAGAACUUCAAAAUCGUUAUACCGAACCCGCCGGAAAACUUGACUGUCACACAAUUGACGACCAACUCUUUUUAUCUACAAUGGAGGGUGCCACUGUCGAUGCGGUCCUUUACCCCCGGCUUGGACCACAAAAUCCUCUACACGUGCAAAAGCGAUGACUGGCAACUGGGCGGCAAUAAGUCAUCAACCCACGAAAAAGUCAUCGAGUUCAAUUUGACUGGAAUACCUUUCCCGAACAGCAUUUGCGAGAUCGCCGUUUCAAUGAAAUCCGCCAUUGCUAACGACAGCUAUUGGUCCAAAAACGCUUCCAUAUUCGGGAUAACCGAAAGCACAAUUCCCGCUCGGCCUCCAGCAAUAAACAUGGGAAGCUUUGAAAUAUCAAACCCCGAUGGAAAGUUCUUUGUGUAUUGGGAACAACUAGCCAAAGAACUCCAAAAUGGCAAUGAGUUUAAAUACGAGGUGGAAGUCGAAGGGCACGUUAAGAAAUUCGAGACCACUAGUAACUACCAUGAGUUCCAAAAUUUGCCGAAAGAAAAUAGCUACAAAAUCAACAUUUGGUCCAAGAAUAAAAUUGGCUUGUCCAAAGAAAAAUCCACGCUGUACAUACCUCCACAUACUAGAAGGAUUGAUAAACCUACAGAGGUAAUCCGUAUAGAGCACCAAGAUUACUUGGAACUGUCUUGGAACCCACCACAGAGGAGUCGUCUCACAAACUACACAAUAUUCUUCUGCGAUUCGAAACGCGAUCGCCCCCAUCAAUGCAAAGGCAACAUUGACUGGAUAAACGUCCCACCCAACGCGACACACCUAAACUAUACAAUGACAUCGAAAAACUAUCAGAUCGGAAUAGCAGCGAAUUCGCUGCACAGCAGUAGCGGCAUCGAAUGGGCCAGUUGCACCAAAUUAAACAAUGGAAAGUCCAAAAUGAACAAGGUGCACAUCAGCAAAGUUGAAGCCAGGUCUAUAACCAUUGAAUGGAGUUGGGAAUGUAGCCAGCCUUCACCCAAUGAAGAUUACAUCCUCUCCUAUUGUCGCAUCAAAAGUCCAAGCUCCUCUGACUGCAAAGAUAAUAUGACUGAUUACGUAAUAAAAGGUCCAGCAACCCAAGGAAAGAUUACAGGUCUGGUGCCAUACACGACAUACUUGAUAAAUGUAUCCAUACAACCCUCUAACAGCACAAGCCGUUUGCAAAUCGACAAACCGCUUUUGAACACGACGGACGAGGCAGCGCCCGAUGGGAUACUGAAAAUAUUCGCCACUGAAAUAACAAAUUCCUCGAUCUCUAUUAAAUGGAAUUCUCCUGAUUUCCCCAUCAACGGGGUUUUAAAGUACUUUCUAAUUCACAUCGAUAAUGGCACCACCGUCCCUUGGGCGGAAAAAGUCGAUAACGAGACAUCAUACAAAUUGGAAAAUUUACAGAGUUACUCGAAUUAUACAAUUUACGCUAGCACUUGCACCACUUUUUGCUCAGAGCCAUCCAACCAUCUAGUCCUAACAACUUUAAAGGGCGUUCCAGCGAAAAUUAAAACACCUGUGUCUAAUGGUAGUAAUAGUACGUCAAUAUCCAUGGUGUGGGAACGACCUAACCCUCCAAGAGGUGAAAUUGACCAUUAUGAAGUUCGAAUUAAAGAUAGUAGUGGCAAUGAAGAAGUAAAGAAAACACACUCACAAAUAUACACUGAAAAUUGCGAGGAAAAGGGAAACGAGUUCAAAGUCGCAGUAAGAGCCGUCAACAUUUUUAAUGGUACGAGCCUUUACGGCGAAUUCAGCGACGAAUUAAAUAAUUAUUGUCAUGGUAAAGGAACCUACAUCUUCUAUAUCAUCCUGGUUGGUGCUGUGGUUCUGUCUUUCCCCACAAUUUACUUCAUAAAAUGGAUCUACGUGAAACUGCUGAACAUGAGCGACGUGAAGGUGGAACUGCCGGACGGGUUGGUGCAAAAAUUGCCGAAGGCGAAACACAACGAAGAUCACGAGCAAACGAUCGAGCGGGCGUCGACCGACGAAGGGACGCGGCUGCUGGACGACAAAAAGACCGCCGCUCCUGCGAGCGAGAAAAGCGAAAAAGUCGCCCCGUCCAUGGAACGCGAUCAACCGUCGCCGACUGAUCAGCUUCAAGUCAGCGACGAGAAAAAUUCGCUCCGCCAGAGAAACGUGCCCACCAAAAUUGCAGAUAUUGUGGCAGGUUCGAAGCCGACUUUUUUGUCGUCGCCAUACAGUAUGGUGGGCGAGCACGAAAUGCUGAAGAUCAGUUCGCCGUACGUGCAGCACGGAGGCGCAAUAAUGACCGCAGGCAGGUUGGAUCCCGCUCCACCUGUCACAAUGAGCGAAAUGCUCAAAACGAAAAACCCCGGCUACGUGUCGCACGACGAGGUGCGUCUGCCCAAAGGUUACGCGUUCGGCGCGCCCGCUAAGAACGUGCCGACGACCGCACCGCAAGUCGAUUUGCUCACCGCCGCCGCGACGCCGGUGGGCGCGACGUCGUCGCCGAAUUACGUGCAGGCGUCCGACGGGUCGCAAAUGUCGCCGCCCAGCAUGGCGCCCUCGUCCUCGCACCUCGACGCCCCGGCGCCCAAGGGCGUGUACGUCAGCGUGGGCGACGUAGCGGCCUCGACGCAGCCCGUCAUGACGUCGAGAGGUUACGUGUCGUACGAUACCAAAUCAGGCAAAAAUGACUAA
Molecule: messenger RNA, 3318 nt
Organism: Brassicogethes aeneus
Lineage: Eukaryota; Metazoa; Arthropoda; Insecta; Coleoptera; Nitidulidae
Source: the annotation of a GenBank genome assembly